UCUCCAAUAUAGGUAUAUCGACAAUGAGGCGCUAUAUCAAUCAUUGUCUCAUGGCCAGUUUGCGGUGAAAGUGUUCUGCAGCCGACACCAGAUUGACCUCGGCUCUCAGCUCAAGACCGAAAUCGACAAUGAAAAAUUGUUGGCUUUUGAUAGCUGUGGUCGCCGUCGGCACGUCUGUUGCUGGCCAGACCUCGAGUCGAUUUGAAGGCAUCGCCAGACAGGAGGAAUUCCGGACGUGGUUGAAACUGACAUCCGCUGAAAUAGCCGAGCUCCAGGCCGAAGAAGGUGAUAGCAAAUUGAGCCUCAUCCAACAAUGGCUGCACGACUUGGUGGUCAAUUUGGUUUCAACCUCUUACCCAACGGCCGUGGCCAGCAAUAUCAGUCAGCAGUGCAAGAACGACAGCAUCGAAUACGUUCACAAUCUCUAUCGGCGUGCAUGGGCUAUGCAGAUGAAGGAAUCGUCCGGCAAAGUCCCACUCGGUUUGUACGGAGCUGGUAAUGUGCACGCCGACGGAUUGUUCGACGAGUGCCUGGCCGUUCGAGCGCCAGAUUUCGACGGCCAGUAUUGCACCGCUUACUUUAAAGCGGCUCCGGUGAACGAAUCGGAAAUUCUCCUGUCAUCGGGAUGGUCUUCAUCCGCAUCAGGAGACGUCGAAGGGCGAAGCGCCAACUUGGUAACCAUUCUGCAGUUGCUUGGUUUCCUGUCGCCAAAUGCCGGACGAGUGGAGCCCAAAGUGGCGACGGCGGACGUCAUCACUUACGUUUUCCCCAGUAUCAGUUUCUGUCUGCCAUCGUCCUGCAAUGCCGACGAUUUGCGACAGGCCGUCGCCGAACUGGUCGGCAGUUACAUCAUCGCCAACUACUCCAUCGUGACCGUGACUGACGAGCGAUACUGCUUCAAAGACAACAAAGAUCCGCCGUCUUUUGACGGCCCCGACAUCACCGUCAUAGUCGUUUUGAGUCUUUUGGGCCUGGUGGUUGUCGCCGCUACGAUUCACGACACUUGGCGCAUGUUGGCGGAUGAACCUUUCGAGUCCCAGAAGGACGGACCGAUCGUCAGUUACCUGCACUGCUUCUCGGCGCUAACAAAUGGACGCAAAUUGCUGUCGAUGAAAGUCUCGAAAUCUCCGACGAAUUUGUCGUGCGUUCACGGCAUCCGCGUUCUCUCCACUCUGUGGGUGGUCAUUGGUCACACUUGGGUUAUUGGCCCGGCAUCUUUUUCAGUCAAUCCAAGCAUGGUCAAAGACGACGCUAUGAAAUGGUGGUUUCAAGGUAUUUCAAACGCCACCAUAUCGGUUGAUACUUUUCUAUUGAUGGGUGGCCUGCUGGUCUCGUUCCUUUUGCUGGUCGAGCUGGACAAGAAAAAAGGAAAAUUCAAUUUUGGAUGGUUUUAUCUUCACCGAUAUCUCAGAUUGACGCCUGUGUACGCCAUCGUUCUUGGCUUCAUUGCCACUUUGAUCGUGUACAUGGGGACUGGGCCCAACUGGUACAACGUUGAAACAUCGGCUUACGGUUGUCGCAUCAACUGGUGGUGGCAUCUUCUCUAUAUCAACAAUCUCUUCCCGACCGACAUAAACGUUCAGUGUAUGGAACAGACGUGGUAUUUGGCGCUCGACAUGCAACUCUUUAUCGUCUCACCUCUUGUCAUCUACUUGAUGUGGCGAUGGAAGAAAAUUGGACUGCCUCUGCUCGGGUUUUUAUUUAUCGGAACCAUCGCUGCCAAUUUCGCCAUUUUCGCCGUGUUCGACUUGAUGCCUACGGUGAUGCCCACCCGGACAAUGGAUACGAUCGCAAUGGGUCUGGACGCCGAUUAUUAUUACACCAAACCGUGGACUCGGGCUCCACCCUACAUCGUUGGAGUUUGGCUUGGCUGGUUCUUGUACGUCACCAAAGACUCACAGAAGCGCACAUCCAAGAUAAUAUUAGUCAUCUUCUGGACAAUGUCGUCGGCCAUCAUCUUGGCCGUCAUUUACGGCUUGAUUCCUUACUUGGAUGAAACCGCAGUGCCGGCAAUCGACCCGACAGUUAGUUUGUUUUACGGAUCUCUGCACAGAACGGCAUGGGCCGCAGCUGUAGCCUGGAUCGUCUAUGCCUGCACGAAAGGUUACGGAGGAAUCAUCAACCGACUGCUGUCGUGGAAAGGAUUUCUACCUUUGAGCCGACUGAGUUAUUGCGUCUAUCUCAUUCAUUUCGCUUAUCUUGACGCAUUCUACGCCUCCAAUCGCAAGCUCGUUUACUACACUUUCAACAGCCAACUGACGACAUAUUUGGGCAUCGUCGUCACAGUCUUCGGGCUGGCCUUUGUCGUCUCCAUUACCGUCGAGGCCUCCUUCCUCAACAUUGAGAAGCUUCUUUUUGCUUCUUUUUCACCACCUAAACCCAGAGAGUCUGAUGAUGAUAAACAAAACUCUCCAAGACGCAUCGAUUGGAAAAAUAAAUCAUGGGACAAAUAUUGAGCUUAUAUAAGAAAUACAAACGAAAUAAAUAACACAAAAU
Messenger RNA from Daphnia pulex (common water flea), 2496 nucleotides. Its product is annotated as nose resistant to fluoxetine protein 6-like. The record is from RefSeq and is a predicted model, not a curated record. NCBI's taxonomy places the organism in Eukaryota, Metazoa, Arthropoda, Branchiopoda, Diplostraca, Daphniidae. Gene Ontology annotation, molecular function: acyltransferase activity, transferring groups other than amino-acyl groups. Bases 129 to 2456 code for a protein of 775 amino acids. The transcript is spliced from 12 exons.